Molecule: messenger RNA, 1986 nt
Organism: Triticum urartu
Lineage: Eukaryota; Viridiplantae; Streptophyta; Magnoliopsida; Poales; Poaceae
Source: RefSeq, a predicted model, not a curated record
UGAUUUUGAUGCAUGCGGAAGUGACGCACGCAGAGUAGGAGUAGGAGUAUAGAGUGGUGGUAGGGAGGGAGGGAGGAGUAGGAGCAGUACAGUGCGGUUUGGCUGCGACUGUGCCCCCCUCCGUCCGUCCCCUAGCUCGCCUGCUUUUCUCUCCCCCUCCCUCCGCCCCCCCUCUUCAUCACUCCCCCUCCCUCGUCUCUCUCGCCGGGCCAUUCCUCUUUGCAGAGCGCGUGCGUCGGAGAGAGACGGAGAGAGAGAUAUUCCUGCUGGUGGAGAGAGUACGUGCCUAGCAGCAGGAGUAGCAGGGAGCAGGCGGCAGAAGCAGAAGAGGAAAACGAGAAAGGCGGUGGGCGGCCGGCGAUGCUGCGGAGGAUGGUGUCCGACCAGGGCCCGGGCUCCGCCGGAGGCAGCGGAGGAGACGCCAGGCCCCGCGGCGGCGGCGGCGGGGGCGCGCUGUUCGCCGUGCCGAGGCUGUUCAUCGGGCUCGCGGCCGCCAAGCGCGCGCCGGACGAGUCGGAGCGGAGCCCGACGUCGCCGCUCGACCCCAAGGCGCUGCUGCUCCGCUCGCCGCGCUCGCCGAGGACCUGGGACGCCGAGCCGGUGGGGCUCGGCCUCGUGGUGGACGUCGCCCUCGCGGCCGGCGCCGACGCCGCCGCCGCCAAGACCUGCGUGCUCAGCCCGCGCCUGCGCCUCAGGACGCACGGCUGCGCCGGCUCCACCGCCAAGGGCUGCGGCGGGGGCGGCCACUCGCAGCCGGAGCUCGGCGGCAAGACCAUCUCCUGCCCGGCCUCGGCCACCGCCGGCAUGUCGGUGCCCUGCAGCAGGUUCUUCCACGGGGAUCUCAAGUCUGGUCCGGAGGCCGGGCGGCCGGACGGCGCCCACUCCGGCGCCAAGCGGCAUUGCUUCCACCUCGGCGAGCUCCCGGGGCCGGGGUCCCUGCCGGCGUCGAUCGCCGGCGGCCCCCGGCGGUUCGUCGGGUCCGUCUCGGCGAGCGAGGUGGAGCAGUCGGAGGACUACACCUGCAUCAUUGCCCGCGGCCCCAACCCCAAGACGACCCACAUCUUCGGGGACUGCAUUCUGGAGCCCCAGACGACGGUCGGGAAGAGCGACGAGGCCGCCGUGGAACCCAAGGACGGAGCUUCCGCCAAGUCCUACCUGGUGGUCAAGCGCGCCACCGAGGCCGCCGCCGGCCCGGGCGAGGACUUCCUGAGCUCCUGCUUCACCUGCACGAAGAAGCUGGAGGGGAACGACAUUUACAUCUACCGUGGGGAGAAGGCAUUCUGCAGCGCCGAGUGCCGGGACCAGGAGAUCAUGAUCGAAGAGGAAGCCGAGAAAUGCAUGGCCACGGGAGGCUCCCCUCGCUCCUCCUGCUCGUCCCUGCACGAGGACAUCUUCAUGGCCGGCAUGAUGGUGGCGACAUGACCCCCCGCGACGAUGGCCCGACCGAGACGCCGUCUUCUUCGCCUCGACAAGCACGCACGCACUCAAUUUUUCCCCUUGCUAGCUACAACCAGGGGAUGGGGGUGAUCAGUUCACAGAUCAAUCGAUCCAUCACCAGUGCGUGCACAUUGCCGUUGCUGUUUUUGAUUCAGCAGCUGAAGAGGAGUCGACGAGGAAGAAGGAGCGGCGUUCUUGGCGGGUCAUUGUCACUUGUGGGGGUUGGAUCAGCCGAGCUGAUCAGCUGAGCUGCUGCUGCCAUUUUUACCAGCCCUGGGAAACUUACUCGCAGGGAUCUGAGUUUUUUUCCCUUUAGGAACGAGAUGAAAAAAAAGAGGUGGCCUGCCUGCUGGCCUUUGGUCCUGUAGUUUUGAUCUUAAGGCUGCCUGCGUGCAUGCAGGCCAGAGCCACCCAUCCUUUUCUUCUUCUUCUUCUUCUUCUUCUUUUUUCGUUUGCUCCUGCUGGCAGCAGUGACCAUGUCUGCACAUUUGCUACUACACCACCGUGUGUGUGAGAGAUAAUGACAUUGAGCUGCUUUGCUUUGGGUCA